CACUCUUGCCUCUUCAACUCUUCCUUCUCUCUCAUUUUCUUCAUUCAUCAACUUCUCAAAGUAUUCUUUCCAUCUAUUUAGCAGACUACCGGCACCAGUCAACACAUUUCCAUCUCUAUCCUUAAUCACCCUGACCUGCUGCACAUCCUUCCCAUCUCUAUCCCUCUGUCUGGCCAACCUGUAGAGAUCCUUUUCUCCUUCUUUCGUGUCCAACCUGGUGUUAUUUUCAUGCUCUCUCAAAAGUAUUGCAACGGUUUCUUCAGCUGGGAGAAAACGUUUCGGAUGGACGUGACGAGAGCGACGACAUUUACAUCUCGAGCCGACACGCACCUUCAAAAGUAAGACCAAAGAGAUUUCUGCUUUUACAAUGCAUUCGGGGUAGGUAAUACUCAAUAUUUACUUGCAAAUCAUAACAAUACCGUCAUCUCUUCAGUGUUCCAAUGAUGUCAACACACAUUUGUAUUUUUUUGUAAUGCCUUUGCAGGAUUUUGGCGACUGCAAAUUCUUCAUUUUUGUUGAUGUUUUGACAUUUUAAACGCCCUUCAAUGUACUCGUUACCAAGUAAAGUGCUCGCUCUUUAGGGUUCAAGUCUGGACAUUGACUUCCAUCCUUUAUCUACCGCUUUUCCGGGUCGCGUCGCAGGGGUGGUAGCUUCAGCAGGGAUCCCCAGACUUCCCUUUCCCCAGCCACUUCUUCCAGCUCUUCCGGAGGGAUCCCGAGGCGUUCCCAAGUCAGCCGAGAGACAUAGUCUCGCCGGCGUGUCCUGGGUCGUGCUCGGGGUCUCUUUCCGGUGGGACGUGCCCGGAACACCUCACCAGGGAGGCGUCCGGGAGGCAUCCGGAUCAGAUGCCCCAGCCGCCUCGUCUGGCUCCUCUCAAUGCGGAGGAGCAGCGGCUCGACGCUGAGCCCCUCCCGGAUGACCGAGCUUCUCACCCCAUCUGGAAGGGAGAGUCCGGGCACCCUGCGGAGGAAAGUCAUUUCGGCCGCUUGCAUCCGGGAUCUCGUUCUUCCGGUCACGACGCGCAGCUCGUGCCCAUAGGUCCAUCUUCCCACUGGGACUCAUCGGAACAAGUAGAUUAUACGGAACAAGCCGAAGGAUGGCCGUGGCCGGAUGUCCCGAUUAUUUCCUGCAUCAUCCCAACUAUCAGCAGGAGAAUCGAGAUCGAUCCACCAAUCACAGACAAGCAAAUCUGAUUGGGCCGGCCUUCCAACCAUCAACCAACCACAAUUCGCCAAGCCAUCAAGAGGAUGACGUUGAUUUAGAGGCUCUGGUGAACGGCAUGAAUUCUUCGGCGGAGAGCUUGCACCAGCAGACGGAAUCGACACGGCUUCUUGAAAACGGACAGACCUCGGCCUCCUCCCCGCAGGACCGCAACCACCGUCGGGCUCGGGCGCAACCGCGCCGGCCGGCCUCCUCGCCGUCCGCCGACCUUCCCCGGGCCGGCCUGUGCCGCUCGCAGCCCGUCCGCAUCCUGGCGGUCCGGAGGUUGCGAGAGGAGGAGGAGCGGCAGCAGCUGAGGACGUCCUCCCUCCCGGCCAUCCCCAACCCCUUCCCCGAGCUCUGCAGUCCGGCCAGCUCGCCCGUGCUCGGUCCCGGCUCGCUUCCUCCCAGAGAAGCCUCCGCCGCACAAUACAUCGUGAAGAUCUUCACCGAAGACGGCACGGUCAAAGCGGUGGAGAUCCCGGCCGACAUGACGGCCAAGGACCUUUGCCAGCUCCUGGUUUACAAAAGCCAUUGCGUGGACGACGACAGCUGGGUGCUCGUCGAGCACCACCCGCUGCUGGGGUUAGAGCGCUGCCUGGAGGACCACGAGUUGGUGGUUGAAGUCCAGGCUAGCAUGAGCAGCGACGGCAGAUUCGUCUUCCGGAAGAACUACGCCAAAUACGAAUUCUUCCGAACGCCGCUGACGUUUUUCCCGGAGCACAUGGUUGCGUGGUGCCAGGAAACCAAUCGUCCCAUCCCACCGUCGCAACUCCUGCAGAGCUUUCUCACAACCAGCAGUUGUCCCGAGAUUCAGGGUUACCUUUACGUAAAGGAGGUGGGCCGAAAGUCGUGGAAGAAAGUUUACGUGUUCCUGCGGCGCUCAGGACUUUAUUGUUCCACAAAAGGAACCUCAAAGGAGCCCAGACAUCUCCAUUUCCUGGCAGACCUUGAAGACAGCCACAUCUUCGCUGUCAUCAGCGGCAAAAAGCAGCACGCCGCGCCCACAGACUACGAGUUCUGCAUCAAGCCCAAUAAAUGCAGAGGGGAGUCCAAGGACUUAAGGAUUCUGUGUGCUGAAGAUGAGCAAGGCAGAACCUGUUGGAUGACGGCUUUUCGAUUGUUCAAGUACGGGAUUAUUUUGUACCAGAACUACAAGAUCCCGCAGCAAAGAAAAACUCUACUUUCACACUUCUCAGCACCUGUGCGAAGCGUGUCCGAGAACUCUCUGGUGGCGAUGGACUUUUCGGGAACGAUAGGCCGGGUGAUCGACAACCCUGUGGAAGCUCAGAGCGCCGCCGUGGAGGAGGGCCAUGCGUGGAGGAAGAGGAAUCACCGGAUGAACGUGUUGGGCUCCCAUAGUCCGUUGCAUCACUCCUCACUCAACUCGGUCAUCCACAUAGCCCAGCUGUGGUUCCACGGCAGAAUCACCAGAGAAGAAUCGCAUCGCAUUAUCCACCAACAGGGUCAAGUCGAUGGCUUGUUUCUGCUCCGAGUCAGCCAGAGUAACCCGAAGGCUUUUGUGCUCACGUUGUGCCAUCACCAGAAAAUCAAACAUUUCCAGAUACUACCGUGCGAAGAGGACGGCCAAGUCUUCUUCAGCCUUGACGAUAGUGCCACCAAAUUCACCGACCUGAUCCAGUUGGUGGAGUUCUAUCAACUCAACAGAGGAGUGCUGCCUUGUAAACUCAAACACCCGUGCACCAUUGUGGCCUUAUGACCCCUGCGAUCAUGUGACCCUACAACCCCCCCCUUUGGUUUGACCUGACUCUGCCCAAAGCAGAGCGAAUGUUAAUAUUGAUUGUUUCUUGUGAGAAGUUUGUGAAUUGUUUUGUGGAUAAGCGGCUCGGGAAAUGGACGGAUGGAUGUUUUGUUUUUCUAUUCUUAUUAUUAUUAUUUUUGUCCAUGCGAGUCCGCCAGAUACUGCUGAUUUCUUGGAUUCCUUUCGGGGUGUGUUGAAUGUUACCCGAUUGCACGCAAAGUUCCGUAGUCGCGGCGACGGAGGACGAUCGAUGAACACUGCCAUAUUUGCGUUGAUGCUUUUGCAAAAAAAAAAAAAAAAACUGGUCACUGUUAAGCUGGAGGGAGGAGGGCGGGGGGGGGGGGAGUGUAUUUAGAAUCUUCCAUCUGAAGUGAAGACUAUCGCCCUCUUGUGGACAUUCAACAGGACGCCGAAGCCUCCGGUGUGGCGUUCGGACCACUCGGCCCUUUGAGAACUGGAGUCUCGUUGGAACUUCUCUGAGAAUUCUACGUCGAUCGUCUGGUUUUUUUGUUUUUGUUUUUUUGCACUCACCCAACUGGGAGUGGCCUUCGAGGGUGCUGGACUUCUUCCUUGUUGGCGUUACUUUUUAACUGUGAGACGGUGUCACUGCCCUCUAGUGUCGGAGGCAUGUAAAGACAAGAUUAAGCCGCGUUGCAGCCGGAACAGAAAGUGAUUUUUAAAUAUUAUUAUUAUUAUUAUUAUUAUUAUUGCGAGUCUGCAGAAGGUGGUUGAUGAACAUUCUUGAAAUGUCGAAACUGAAUAUUUUUUUUAAUUGGCUGACAAUACAGAAUGUCAAAACAUGCAUCUCUUUUUCCUUAUUAAUUUUUAUUUUGUCAACCCAUCCGUUUGCAAUCGUCUUAUUAUUUGGAAUAUGUUCCACACAUGAUGUAGAAAGACACGUCCAGUUUUCUUGGUAAGUUUUACGUUAUUAUGCCAUACAUUUUUCAUAGGGAAUAAAACACCAAUAUUUGUGCCGGUUAUGGACAAACGAAAUAAAAUUUGAUGUACGCAGGGGUCUCAUAAUGCGCGUUUUAUAGAACAGGCAAAGUGUAAAAAUGAUCAGCAGUCGAUUGCUUUGCGUCCUGUGGGGAAAGUCCAAAAUUAUGAAUUGUGCUCAAUGUGCCGUUAGCCUGGAAACAAUUAUGGAACUCAAAUUGCUGGAUGACACACAUUACCUAUGAUUAUGAGAAUGCAGUCUUUCCCAUUUAAAAAAAUGUAACUUUUGAUUGCCCGCAUUAUGAAAUCUCAUGCAAGAAAUCAUUUUGCAGGUUGUCUUUUUAUCCCUCUGUGUCACAGUUUGGCGAGAAAAUACAUAGUUUGACAAUACAACGGGGGGGGGGGGGCGCAUUUAGCAGGUAUCAACAGAAUUGACAAAAUAUUAGGUACAUAUUUUAAGUUGUAAAUGACAUUUUUGGGCUUGAUGUGUGCCAAAUGAGCAGCUGGGGAGAGAGAAAUUUGAAAGGUCGCCGGCUCGGCUGGCGACCAGUUCAGGGUGUACCCCGCCUCCUGCCCGUUGACAGCUGGGAUCGGCUCCAGCACUCCCCGCGGCCCUUGUGAGGAUAAGCGGCAAAAGAAAAUGGAUGGAAUGAAACUCCCUCAAAUGACCGAGUUCAGUGUUCACGCUGCCUGUUAAGAUGGAAUCAGGAAUUUUGCCUUUGUGUCAAAGGCCCGAAGGUUCAAUAUUUGUGUAUUUGGCAAAGAAUAUCAUCAAUUAUUAGUAAAGGAAGCUCCCGACGCACGAGUGCCUUUCUCGACACGUUUGGGAUUUUUAGUAUUUUCAAACGGACUCGUUACAAGGUGCAAGUAGUUGUAUUUGAAUGGCGUUUCUGAUGAUUUACAAACUCAUUUGACAUCCCAUCGAUUUCGUGUCACGUGAGGAACUUUGAUUGUUUUCUUUUUUUUUUUACCUUCAAACUUUUAGGGUGCAUAUUUCUCCCGAGAUUGUAACCCAAGGUUGACCUGCCGUCUUUAUUUAGCUGCUGGUUGUUUUCAAAGAUUUGCAGUGCAGUCUCAUUAAAUAUUGCAACUCUGCAUGGUCACCGUUAGUUAUCCAAAAGGCAAUCAUCAAUAUUUUUUUAGGAUUUGUUCAGCAAAAAUGUAUUUGUAUGCGUCCGAUCUACUUGAAAAUCUUCGAUUUCUUUUUUUGUCCUUCAACGCUGCUUUGUACUGGGUUUUUUUCCCAUUGCCGUGAAAUGAUUGUUAAAAUAAUAAUUGUAAUUGCGUAGCAUCUAUUGACAUACAACGUUCUAAUUUGUUUUCAUUUGAUUUUUUUUUUUUUAAUUCUUAUGAUUGUGAGGAUGGAGUAUUGAAAGGUACUUUAAGACAAGUGAAGUUUUAAAGCACACCGUCAACCAUCCACAAUGUUGAUGUCGUUCCACUUUAUGCCGUUUGCAAUGUUCAUCCACAAAAAGCAUCAAUAAUUCUUUUCUUUUAACCCAUUAAAUAUGUUCUUUUUUUUUUUUCUUGGCUCGAAAAACGAAGAAUCUAAAACUUUUUCUUGCUUUUGAUGUCAGUUAAAAACCGCAAUCCCGAUUUCAGAGAUUCAGUCGUGGGCC
This is a messenger RNA of Syngnathoides biaculeatus (alligator pipefish), 5518 nucleotides long. RefSeq names its product growth factor receptor-bound protein 10-like. Gene Ontology annotation, molecular function: insulin receptor binding. Bases 1098 to 2921 code for a protein of 607 amino acids. Gene Ontology annotation, biological process: negative regulation of Wnt signaling pathway; negative regulation of insulin receptor signaling pathway; insulin receptor signaling pathway. Lineage: Eukaryota; Metazoa; Chordata; Actinopteri; Syngnathiformes; Syngnathidae. The transcript is spliced from 17 exons. The record is from RefSeq and is a predicted model, not a curated record.